This is a messenger RNA of Pediculus humanus corporis (human body louse), 381 nucleotides long. RefSeq lists its product as uncharacterized. Bases 1 to 381 code for a protein of 126 amino acids. The transcript has 3 exons. Lineage: Eukaryota; Metazoa; Arthropoda; Insecta; Psocodea; Pediculidae. The record is from RefSeq and is a predicted model, not a curated record. Gene Ontology annotation, molecular function: DNA-binding transcription factor activity, RNA polymerase II-specific; RNA polymerase II cis-regulatory region sequence-specific DNA binding. Gene Ontology annotation, biological process: DNA-templated transcription; regulation of transcription by RNA polymerase II.
AUGCCUCCUGGAAAUAAAGACAAUAAAAGAAAGAGAAAGGUUGAAACCAAUCUCAAUGAUGAAGAAUAUCGAAGAAAGAGGGAUAAAAAUAAUUUGGCAGUGAAAAGAUCGAGGGAUAAAACAAAACAAAGAACAAAACAGACAUUAGAUAGAGUAAAUCAAUUAAAAUCGGAAAAUGAAACUUUAGAGGAAAAAAUUAAGCUUCUUACAAAGGAGCUUAGCUUUUUAAAAAAUUUGUUUUUGGCUCAUGCUGGUUCUAAUAAUGGAAUUGAUUUAAGAGACAUAAAUUUAACUGCCUUAUUACAGGAAAAUGAAGAAGCUUCUUCUGCAGCUCUGAAAGAAUUAAUAAACAAUUCAAAUCUUGAAGGAAACAAAUCAUAA